AUGGCAUCGCCUCUGAUAACGAGGUCUCCCCAAUGCAUCUCCUGUUUACGGCGCACAGUAGCCGGCCUAGGAGAGCGGCGUUUGUUCCCAGCUGGCCAGCAAAUUAGAGGGAAAAAGUACGCUCCUAAAGGGACGAAUAAGGUCAACGCUCUUCUUCUGAAAGAUGUGAAGGGUUAUGGCAAGAAGGGAACUGUCAUGUCGGUGGCCCCAGGCGUGAUGCGAAAUCAAUGGUACCCAAGGAAACUGGCAGAAUAUGUAACGGAUGCUAGACUGGCCGAGCUUGGGCUGAAGAAGGAAGAUAUAGUAGAACGAGGGAACAUACAGACAGCUGAAGAAGCGGUGUCAAGCACGAUGCAGGCUGAAGCUGAUUCGGACGCCGGAACCACAGCCAACGAUCCCCUGGCCACUCUGGAUCCCAUUCAAGAACCUGUGGAGCCCGUGGAGCCUGCUGCACCAGAACCUUUAACGCCCGAACAAGCCACGUCAAUUUUGACGCGCCUCCUUGUCCCGACUGUCGAGUUUCAUCGCACCCCAAUCCCAACAUCACACCUUGCCCCCAAGAAAUUGUCACCGUCGCUCCCUGCUAAUGCAGCCGUCUCAGGUUCUGGAAGAGGCGCGCAAAUACCACAAAAUGCUAGCAUUUACGGUUCCGUUUCAACAGCCGAUAUUGCUGCGGAUAUCAACACCAUACUCGCCGGAAAUGAGGAGGGAGCCGGUAUAAUCCUGUCGCCUGAGGAUAUAUCGUUCGUGAAAGAGGCAGAGGAAAAGGAUCGUAUCAAGCAUUUGGGGACUUUUGAGAUCGACAUCAGGUUGAGGGGCGCCCCAAGUGCAAUUCGAAGAACCAUCAAGGUUAGCGCCCUAGCAUAA
Venustampulla echinocandica is the source of this 867-nucleotide messenger RNA. RefSeq lists its product as uncharacterized. Gene Ontology annotation, biological process: translation. The coding region runs from base 1 to 867 and encodes 288 amino acids. Gene Ontology annotation, molecular function: structural constituent of ribosome. NCBI's taxonomy places the organism in Eukaryota, Fungi, Ascomycota, Leotiomycetes, Helotiales, Pleuroascaceae. The transcript is spliced from 3 exons. Gene Ontology annotation, cellular component: mitochondrion; ribosome. The record is from RefSeq and is a predicted model, not a curated record.